AUGCUGCUGGAGGCCGGCGCCGACAAAGACAUUGCCAAUAUUAUUGACGGCUUCACUGCCUUGAUGCUCGCUUGUCGAGAGGGCCACGUUGAAAUUGUGCGCUUGCUUCUGGAGGCCGGUGUCAACAAGGACUUAGCAAACCUUGACGGCUUCACUGCCUUGAUGCUCGCUUGUCGAGAGGGCCACUUUGAAAUUGUGCGCUUGCUUCUGGAGGCCGGUGUCAACAAGGACUUAGCAAACCUUGACGGCUUCACUGCCUUGAUGCUCGCCUGUAGAGAGGGCCGCGUUGAAAUUAUGCGCUUGCUUGUGGAGGCCGGUGUGAACAAGGACUUAGCAAAUCUUGACGGCUUCACUGCCUUGAUGAUUGCUACUGAAUACGACCACCUUGAAGUCGUGCGUUUGCUGCUGGACAGCGGUGCCGACAAGGAUGUCUUCACUCAAGACUACAAUGCCUUGAUGCUCGCUGUUGACAUUGACCGCAUUGAAGUUGUGUGUUUGCUUCUGGAGGCCGGCGCCAACAAGGACGUGGCCGACAACAACGGUGUCGCUGCCUUGAUGCUUGCUUGCCGAGAGGGCAACGUUGAAGCUGCGCGCCGGUGCCAACAAGGACUUAGCAAACCUUGA
This is a messenger RNA of Symbiodinium sp. CCMP2456, 624 nucleotides long. Lineage: Eukaryota; Dinophyceae; Suessiales; Symbiodiniaceae. The record is from the annotation of a GenBank genome assembly.